Molecule: messenger RNA, 901 nt
Organism: Humulus lupulus (European hop)
Lineage: Eukaryota; Viridiplantae; Streptophyta; Magnoliopsida; Rosales; Cannabaceae
Exons: 5
Coding region: 218-691 (157 amino acids)
Biological process (GO): protein phosphorylation
Cellular component (GO): cytoplasm
Molecular function (GO): protein serine/threonine kinase activity; ATP binding
Source: RefSeq, a predicted model, not a curated record
AAAUAAUAUUAAAUCUAUACUUAUUCAGGGCUGAGGCAACUAAAGAUGAUAGAUUUGGAGCUUUAAGUAGGUCACAGUAUGGUCUUGUUGACCUUGCAGCUGCUUUAUUCUAUCGGGCUUGUGUUAACAGAGAUAAGCCAUCAUCAUCUGAGAAGCGGGUGAAGAGAGAGCAUGCUGAUGCACGUUUAAGAGAAUAGCUCAAAAAAGGAAAGUGGCUAUGGGGGAUUCCCGAGACAUUUUGCAUCUUAGAAAAGGCCUCCUGAAAGCAGUUUUGGGUCAUCUUGAGUGGCAGCCUACACAAGAAGGAUCUUGGAAGCAUGAAGCAUAUUUGUUGUUUCCAGUUCAUUUGGAUGGAACAUUGUUGGACAAUGCUAACACUAUGAAAGCUAAAAAGGAGUUAUUCUCAACCACCGAUGUUCUUCAUAUAUUUCGACAGCUUUGUGCAGGACUCGAGCACAUGCACAAUUUAGAUCCACCAUAUGCUCAUAAUGAUGUCAAGCCUAUUAAUGUCCUCAUAACUCAUGGGAAAGGACAACCACCACUAGCCAUAUUGAUGGAUUUUGGCAGUGCUUGGCCUACAAGGAGGCAGAUUCAAUCUCGUUCUGAGGCACUACAAUUGCAGGUGUUUUUUUUGUUCCCCCAGUCGAACACACACACACAUGCAAUGCAUCAGUUACCCUACUAUGAAUGACAUUCAUCCAAUGCUUUGGUAUUUGUAUGAGAUCCAAGUUUAUUUUUUCAUAGUCUUACGAGAUAAAAAAAUAUUGAAUUUUUUUUAAUUAAUGGCAUAUUUGUGAAGACUUGACAUGUGUUCAUGUUUUGAGGUUUUCUAUCAAGUUUUUGCAUUUUUAGUUACUAUUUGGAUAGCCUCAUUUAAAAAACUUAUCAAAUUACAAAAUGU